GCUUGAAAAGAUUCAAUCUCGCCCCCAGUUCGUGCGAGCAGCCAAUAAAAAUCAUUUGUGAGUGUAAAUAGGGGAAGCGCAUUUCUGCCUGACACUUUUUACAGGAAACCAAAAAAAAAAAAAAAUGGAUAAUACGCCCACACAAACAACGAGACGAACAAAACCUCGCGAAAGAAACAGUCUGCUGAAAAAAUAUUAUGGACUUAAAGAAACCGAUGCAAACAUUGCAAAGACAGUCGAAGAAGACAGCAAACCUUUUGACUUGGAUGGAAACACCUUUAACUCGAGCAAGUACUUUGCUUCGCUUUUGAAAGUAAAGCCACUUCAAGGUUUAAUUGAACGAGACAAUGAGCUUGUUGGAGAGAUUAGAGAAAUUGAUGGAGAGAUGAAAACGUUGGUAUACGAGAACUAUAGUAAAUUUAUUAGUGCAACCGACACCAUCAGAAAGAUGAAGUCAAAUGUCGAGAACAUGGAAUCCGAAAUGAGUCGCUUAAAUGAAAACAUGUCCGCCAUAACUAAACAGUCGAAACUUAUCAACGACGAGCUGGGACCAAACAGACAAAAAAUCCAGCAGUUAUCAAACGUCCAUAAUUCUUUGAAGAGGCUUCAAUUUAUUUUCGAAUUACCUAAUCGACUUCAGCAUUGUUUAAACAAAGGGAAAUACGGCCAGGCAGUAAAAUACUAUUCUAAAGCCAGUAAACUUUUAAAUCACUACAAGCAUAUGGCUGCAUUUAAAGGUAUCGAGAGAGAUUGCAACCAAAUAAUGGAUAAAGUAAAGCAAGAGAUUUGGAGUGGGUUGACUGACACUAAUGUUAGCCUCCAAAAAAUUGCCGAAGAAACAAAGCUGUUGGUAUUACUUGGUGAAGAUGCUCAUAGAUUAUGGAAAAAAUAUAUUGAAAUACAGAUUUCAAUGUUGGAAAAGAAACAAGAAUCUUCCAAUCCAAAUACUAUAGAUGAUUUGGUUCUUUCUUACAUAAAGCCAUUAGAAGAUAUCGUGAAACAUUUCCAAAGCUUAUUUUUGGCUAAUGUAAUUGAAGAAAAUGCCGAAAGCGAUGUGGCCUCUGUGGCAAAUUUGGACAUAUCCGAAAAAGACGAGGCGAAAACCGACUUGUUAAAUGCGAUUAAUCCAUAUAUUGAAAAGUUCUUUAUGCUGGCUUCAAAGUUUAUUGAAUUACCUCAAAACGUAUCACUCAAAGAACAACCUUUAAAACAAGUGGCAUGCCUUUCUGAAUUGAAAUUGGCUUUAUCGCAGCAGACGCAUGCAUUGACAACUGUUGCAAAAAUCGACGAACGUAUGGUUGAUUUAAACGCCAAUUGGGAAGACGAUCUUAUAAAUGGGGUACUGGACUCUGCAAUCACAGGAUUAAGAGAUCAUGUGAACAAAUUCAUUACUUCUUUACAAGAAAUAGCAGGGAAAGGAGAUUCAACGGAGUUCAAUACAGAUGAAAUCGCAGGAUUUAUUCAAGAUACCCAGGCAUGGCUUGUAGACCACAUAAUAAAUUCGUGCUUAUUACCACUCAAGGAGUGUCUCGAUGUCAAUAACCGAGAAACCUUAAGCCGAAUCCAAAAUGGCAUAAAGACAAUAUGGCAAAAAAUAAGAAAUCGUUUUGAAAAUGUUCACAAGACAAGUGAGUUGGAUAAAGCGUCCUUACAAAUUCUUAUGCUGGUUGGAUCCAGGUUAUGUUAUGAUCUUGCAGAUAAUGGCAUAUUCCAAGUUUACUCCAUAUUUUCAUCAAGAUUUUGCAAACAGAGAACGAAAGCACCAAAGACAUCAUCCAAUAGUCCUUAUCGUUCACCUGAUUUAGAUGCUAAAAUUGAGCCUCGAGUCAUUCCAGACAUGAACAAUAUGAUUGAAGGUUAUCUACAAACCGGACAGACCUUAUUAAACAAACAAAUGAUGCAAGAAGGAUAUCGCUUAUCCACUAAAAUCCAGGAAGCUUAUCUACUAUCAACUUUAACAAAUGUCAGUCAAGUCUCUGAAAUAUGGUAUCUCGUAUUCAAUAGACUAAAAUAUACGGAAAGAUUGGUUGAAGCAGUCUAUCCACAACAACAACAUAAUACACCACAGGGAACUUCCAUCGACAAUUCAGAAUCCGAAUACGAUUAUGGACCUUACUCGACUAAAAAUGUUAUUCAAUCUACUCACAGUCUUACAACAGUAUCCUCAGUAUCCGAGGUUCAACCUUUACCAUCAUCAACCAAAUUUGGAAGCAAUGACAUGACAUUGAACAUGAUGAACAAUAUCGAUAAAUUGUUUGCUGAACGUGUAGACGUUUACGGAAAAGUAGAGCCCACUCCCUCAGGUGUCUGUAAAGGGUUAAUCCUUAUUCUAUUGAAGGCAUUUUUGGAAGUAACAAGGGAAAUGCAAAUGAGUACAGUUCACUAUCAACAAAUCCAAGUAGAUAUAGAAUACAUCAAACGAAUCGUGUGGCCUUACACUGGUGACGAAAAAUGGGCUAGUAUAGUGCUACAAGAAGUGUUGUCUGGUGUAUAUGCAAGAUGUCUCUCACCUAUAUCUAUAAGCCAAGAUGAACUGGCUUUGAUAUUGACCCCUUGAAUAUUUCUAAUAAAAAUAGUGUUUGUCACGACUUUACAUUGUGUUACCGAAUAUGACUUCUUAGUCCAGGACUCAAAUGACAUGUGACCCCAUGUUUCUUUGUUUAUGAAAGCUUAUAAUUAAC
Molecule: messenger RNA, 2681 nt
Organism: Mucor mucedo
Lineage: Eukaryota; Fungi; Mucoromycota; Mucoromycetes; Mucorales; Mucoraceae
Product: Vps51/Vps67-domain-containing protein
Exons: 7
Coding region: 125-2557 (810 amino acids)
Biological process (GO): lysosomal transport; Golgi organization; retrograde transport, endosome to Golgi
Cellular component (GO): GARP complex; EARP complex; membrane
Source: RefSeq, a predicted model, not a curated record